This is a messenger RNA of Emys orbicularis (European pond turtle), 1584 nucleotides long. It is a transcript of the gene NAGS, whose product is annotated as N-acetylglutamate synthase. Gene Ontology annotation, molecular function: L-glutamate N-acetyltransferase activity, acting on acetyl-CoA as donor. The record is from RefSeq and is a predicted model, not a curated record. Gene Ontology annotation, biological process: L-arginine biosynthetic process; glutamate metabolic process. Lineage: Eukaryota; Metazoa; Chordata; Testudines; Emydidae. Gene Ontology annotation, cellular component: mitochondrial matrix.
AUGGGCUCGCUCAGCGCUGGCUCCGCGGCGGCCUCAGCCGGCCGCCUGCUGUGCGCGCCCGUCCCGCGGGUGCUGAGCGGCCGCGGCCCCCAGCGCCCGGGCGCCGCCGAGCCCCGCAGCUGCGGCAGGGGCGGCCGGCGGCGGGAGAGCCCCGGUGGGCUGGCGGGCGCCCGGCUGGAGCUGGUCGGGGCGGUGGCCGGGGCGGCCGGCGGCGGGGCGGUGCCCGCGCCCGUGGUGCGGCGGGACAUCCAGGCCUUUCUCCGGGAGUGCGGCGGCAGCCCCGGCGAGGCGCGGCACUGGCUGGCGCAGUUCCAGGCGCUCGGCCACGCCGGCGGCCGCCCCUUCGCCGUCAUCGAGGUGGACGAGGCCGUCUCCCGCUGCAAGGAGACCGUCACCAGCCUGGCCUUCAGCUUGGCCUUCCUGCAGCGCAUGGACAUGAAGCCCCUGCUGGUGCUGGGGCUGCCGUCCCGGAGCUCCCUGAGCGACACCCUCACCUUCCGGGAUACCAAGGCGCUGCUGACCCAGAACUGCAAGGCCCUGACGGACGCCCUGCGCCAGAACUCCGCUGCCACCAUGCCCUUCUUCGGGGCCGGCGCCGUGCUAGGAGCGGAGCAGUCGCCCGCCAACUCCAGGUCAGCCGCUGAGCCUGCAGGCCUGGCUCUCCUUACCGGCCCGAGGGCUCCCGUUAACACCCCCUCUGCUCCCAGUGGGAUCUCCGUGGACAGCGACCUGCUGCAGUGGUGCCUGGAGUCCGGGAACAUCCCCAUCAUCUGCCCCGUCGGGGAGACCCGCGGCCGCCAGUCCCUGCUGCUGGACUCCGUUGAGGUCACCGCCGCCAUCUCCAGGACGCUGCUGCCCACCAAGAUCAUCUUCCUGAACAUGACGGGGGGGAUCAGGAACUCCGGGCAGAAGGUGCUGGGGAACGUGAACCUGCCUGCCGACCUGGACCUAGUGACCAAAGCCCAAUGGAUGGGCCACAAGGAGCAGCAGCAGGUCAGGCUGAUCAUCGACCUGCUGAGCCGCUUGCCCUACGAGGCCUCCGCCGUCAUCGCCUCUGCCGGCGCGCUGCUCGCCGAGAUCUUCAGCAACAAAGGCUCGGGGACCCUGUUCAGGAACGCUGAACGUAUGCUGCGGGCCGAGAGGCUGGAGGAGCUGGACCAGCAGCGCCUGGUCUCCUUGAUCAACACGUCCUUCGGGAAGACCCUCCGAGGGGACUAUCUGGCUUCCAUACGGCCCAGGCUGCACUCAAUCUACUUCUCAGAGGGCUACAACGCAGCAGCCAUCAUCACGAAGGAGCCGGUCCUGGGCGGCAUGCCGUACUUGGACAAGUUUGUGGUCAGCUCCACCAAGAAAAGCCAAGGCUCCGGCCAGAUGCUGUGGGAGUGCAUACGGCAGGACCUCAGGACCCUCUUCUGGAGGUCUCGCGUCACCAACCCCAUUAACCCCUGGUAUUUCAAGCACAGUGAUGGAAGCUUCACCAACCACCAAUGGAUCUUCUUCUGGUUUGGCCUGUCCGACAUCCGGGAUUCCUACGAGCUGGUGAACCACGCAAUAUCCAUUCCAGACUCGUUCUGCAAACCAUAG